UGACAAGAUCCACACGUAGAAUAACAACAGCAGUUACACAGCAUCCACCGGUGGCGUAAAUUCGAACCGAGUCCCCGGCGAACAGAACCAGAUUUUUUUUCCUCCGUCCUCUCUUUUUCCCCCCCUCCAUCAUCGUUAAGGAUACGGACGAACGAACAAAAAUGGGUAAGGAUUAUUAUAAAACACUCGGCAUCAGUAAAGGAGCCACGGAAGAGGACAUCAAGAAAGCAUAUAAAAAGCAGGCGUUAAAAUGGCACCCGGACAAGAACAAGUCCGCAGCAGCCGAGGAGAAAUUCAAGGAGAUCGCGGAGGCUUACGAGGUCCUCAGCGACCCCAAAAAACGGGACAUCUACGACCAGCAUGGCGAAGAAGGUCUCAAGGGAGGAAGCGGUCCCACUGGCGACAACCAAGGCAACACCUUUACAUACACCUUCCAUGGAGACCCCCAUGCCACUUUUGCCACCUUUUUUGGCGGCUCCAACCCCUUUGAGAUGUUCUUCGGGCGCAAAGCAGGAAACGGGCGUGACGACGAGGACAUGGAGGUGGAUGGAAACGACCCCUUCGGUUCCUUCAGCAGCUUCAACCUGAACGGAUUUCCCCGGGACGUGCACUCCGGCCCAGGCGGGCAGCAACAGCAGCAGCAGAAGCAGCGGCGCAAACAGGACCCGGCCAUCGUCCACGAGCUCAGGGUCUCCCUGGAGGAGGUCUUCCACGGUUGCACCAAACGGAUGAAGAUUUCUCGCAAACGGCUGAAUCCAGACGGCAGGACCAUGCGCACGGAGGACAAGAUCCUCACCAUCGAGAUCAAACGAGGCUGGAAGGAAGGGACCAAGAUCACGUUCCCACGCGAAGGAGACGAAUCGCUCAACACCAUCCCGGCGGACAUUGUAUUUGUCAUCAAGGACAAGCCCCAUCCGCACUUCAGGCGGGAGGGUUCCAACAUCGUGUACCCAGUUCGAGUCAGCUUGCGACAGUCGUUGUGCGGAUGCUCGGUGACCGUGUCCACCAUCGACGGCAACACGUGCAAUAUGAAGAUCACCGACGUGGUGAAGCCAGGUAUGAGGAAAACGGUGGCGGGGCAGGGUCUGCCCCUCCCCAAAAAUCCGGAGCAAAGAGGAGACCUGGUGGUGGAGUUUGAUGUGAACUUUCCAGAAACGUUGCCCGGCAACACUAAAGAUGUCCUGAAGCGCCACCUACCCACUUAGGAUAAUUUACGGAUCACACAUGCCUGGAGAAAUGUGCAAUCUCUAUUUUUGACUUUAUUUUUUAAAUAAAUACCACGCAUGCUGCCAAGUGGAUGGAAGACUGGACCUUUUAUGUACAUGGGCCUCUUUUACACGCUUUAGCCAUAAAUGUCCCGUGCUAUGUGCCAGAUGACAAUCUCAUUGUGUCAAAAUUUUAGCCAUCAUUGUGACUGUGUUUUAAAAUAAAUAUUUCACUAUUAAC
Messenger RNA from Syngnathus typhle (broad-nosed pipefish), 1446 nucleotides. It is a transcript of the gene dnajb4, whose product is annotated as DnaJ heat shock protein family (Hsp40) member B4. Gene Ontology annotation, cellular component: cytosol. The transcript is spliced from 3 exons. The record is from RefSeq and is a predicted model, not a curated record. The coding region runs from base 162 to 1205 and encodes 347 amino acids. Gene Ontology annotation, molecular function: protein-folding chaperone binding. NCBI's taxonomy places the organism in Eukaryota, Metazoa, Chordata, Actinopteri, Syngnathiformes, Syngnathidae.